Molecule: messenger RNA, 1875 nt
Organism: Anastrepha obliqua
Lineage: Eukaryota; Metazoa; Arthropoda; Insecta; Diptera; Tephritidae
Gene: alc
Product: 5'-AMP-activated protein kinase subunit beta-1
Exons: 3
Coding region: 505-1527 (340 amino acids)
Biological process (GO): signal transduction
Cellular component (GO): nucleus; nucleotide-activated protein kinase complex; cytoplasm
Molecular function (GO): protein kinase binding
Source: RefSeq, a predicted model, not a curated record
UUUCUGUCAGUUUUGUUUUAUACGACCCACAUAUUAUAAAAAUAUUAUUAAAACAUACAAUUUCAGUUUAGAAAUAUAUAUUUUUUUAUAAUAAGGAACGAAAUUCUAAAAAGGCUUGUAAAAGUGCGGCUUAUUUAAUUUGCACGAUUAUUCGAAUUGAACAAAGAAAUUAACAAGUGCGGAAGUAUUUUCAAUAACUUAUAAAACCACAACAACAAAAGUAACAACAAAGCCUUCCACGAGUCAUCGACAUUGAAUAUUAAGAAGAAGCUAUCAUCGAUAGCACAGCCAAAAUAGUGCCAAAUAUACAUAUGUAGAGACGAAAUUGCCAAAAAAACACACAGACGUCCAUGUUUAUCAAAAAAGUGCAACAAUUUUAACAAGUUCCUACGCAUAAAUCUGCUUUUAUACGUACACAUUCACUGCAAGCCUAUCUCGAAAUAUUUCGGAUUAUAAAAAGUUUUUUAAUAGCUAAAAGAGGGGUGGUGGUGUCCGUUUACAGUUAUGGGAAAUGCAGGCAGCACUAGCAUGCAUCGUGAGCGCCAUAAGUCCAGCGACCUGUCAACACCAAACUCCCCAUUUCGAGAAAUGCCCGGCCGUGGCGAUUCUGUUGCAUCAGCUUCUGGGGUUGGUGCGGUCGGUGGUGUUAGCGGCAGUAGUGUACAAGCUUUUACUUUUGACAAAAACAUUACAAAUGACAAGAACGUGCGUUCAGUCUUGCUCGGCGGUUCCUCGCAAGAAGACGAAGACCAACCGUAUUAUACGAAGCCCGUCGGUAGCGCAGCUACUACAGACACAACCGUCACACCCACCCCGCGCAAACGCGCUAAUACUGUUUCAGAAGGCAGUUCUACACCGCUACGCAACAAUUCUGGUAGUACUAUGUCUGUGAAGGAAGCAGCAGCUGAUUUCAAUGACGAUAAAGAGGAGAGCUCCACCGAGGAGCUACCUAGGAACUCGGGAUUGCCCACUGUCUUGCGCUGGGAUGGAGGCGGUAAGAAUGUUACAAUUUCGGGCACCUUUUCCAAAUGGAAGCCCUUACCUAUGGCACGUAGUCAUGGAAACUUCGUGGCUAUUAUCGACCUUCCAGAGGGAGACCAUCAAUAUAAAUUCUGUGUAGAUGGCGAAUGGAAGCAUGACCCGAAAUUGAAAAGUAUCGAAAAUGAUGAUGGCAUCAAGAACAAUUUGGUUUCGGUGCGUCAGUCGGACUUCGAGGUGUUUCAGGCACUCGCCAAGGAUAGUGAGAAUGCGCCAAAUUAUGCAGAGAGAGAGUAUUCACAGGAAGUGCCACAACCCAAGCCAUGGGAGAAGGUUUCUGGGCCACCAGUGUUGCCCCCACAUCUACUGCAAGUGAUACUUAACAAAGACACACCAUUAUCGUGUGAGCCGACAUUGCUUCCAGAACCUAAUCAUGUCAUGCUUAACCAUCUGUAUGCGCUCUCUAUCAAAGAUGGUGUUAUGGUGCUGAGUGCAACACAUCGCUAUCGCAAGAAAUAUGUUACCACUUUGCUUUAUAAGCCCAUAUAAUAUGGUAGAACGCGUUUAAUAUAAUAUACGUACGUAGGCAUAGCUAGUGAGACAAUAUUUGGCCAAAGGUGUAUAUUGUUUAAACUAUACUCGUAUAUUGGAGAUCCCAGAUUAGGAGCAUAUUUCAGAGUUAUUUUCAUAUUGCGUAGAAAUACUAAUUAUACAUGCAUAUAUUCAUCAGCAACAUAGAGACUCUAAAAAACUGAUUGUGGAUUAGGGUAUAACGUGCCUGAUGUAUUACUAAUGUUUUAAAAACGAUUAUUAUGUAUAUGUGUUAGUAUAUUUAAAGAACAUAAAUAUUACUAAGCGCAUAAUUGAUUAAAUAAAAUAUUUUAUUUUGUUUAUACA